AGGGGCGGAAAUGCUUGUUUGUGUUUUGGUUCUAAAAGGGAAGUUGCGAGAGAAAAGAAAGGAGGGGACGUGAUCGGGGUUGGUGAAAUUACCAUCAACUCACCCCAAUAUUAAGGAGAAACAAUCGCUAAUUCUAAAAACCCUUUGACUGAGACAAGUUUACCCGACCUAUCGACUGGCAUCCAGGUCUUACUGGAACAGUGCAGUGUAAGUGUGCCAGAAGGAGAAGGGGACGUUGACAGCUGUCAUGGCCAAUCGAGGAGGAGCGACCCGACCGAACGGGCCCAAUGCUGGCAAUAAGAUCUGCCAGUUCAAACUGGUCUUACUGGGAGAGUCAGCUGUGGGCAAGUCCAGUCUUGUGCUGCGUUUCGUCAAAGGCCAGUUCCAUGAGUUUCAGGAGAGCACAAUAGGAGCGGCCUUCCUUACACAGACAGUGUGCUUGGAUGACACAACGGUGAAGUUUGAGAUUUGGGACACAGCUGGACAGGAGCGCUACCACAGCCUGGCUCCAAUGUACUACAGAGGUGCCCAGGCUGCAAUUGUGGUUUAUGACAUCACCAAUGAAGAAUCAUUUGCAAGAGCGAAAAACUGGGUGAAGGAACUUCAGCGACAGGCUAGCCCAAACAUCGUCAUCGCUCUUUCUGGAAACAAGGCAGACCUUGCAAAUAAAAGAGCUGUGGAAUUCCAGGAUGCAAGUUCAUAUGCAGAAGACAACAGUUUGCUGUUCAUGGAGACAUCAGCCAAGACCUCAGUGAAUGUGAAUGAGAUUUUCAUGGCCAUUGCUAAAAGGUUGCCCAAGACUGAACCCCAGACUUCUGGAGCCAACAGUGGGCGGAGUAGGGGUGUGGACCUAACUGAGACAGCCCCGCCCACAAAGGCUCCCUGUUGCAGCAACUAAUUCAAACAUCCCAUCCACCAAACUCUUACCACAACAACUAAAUGCAAGGCCCUGCCCCUCCCCCAACUUGGUUAUAACUGUAACUAAUGAAAUGCCCUUCUCUGUUCCCUUUCAUAACUUGGUGGUCAGCAAUUACAAAAGCUUUGCCAUGCCCUUCUGCAUUUCUUCUAUGUGUAUAGGCCCUUUAUGCUUUUUUUUUUUUUUUUUUUUUUUUUUUUAAAGGUUAUGGCUUAUGUCAAACACUCAUCAGAUCCCCCCCGUUAUUCUGUCUGUUGGCCCUAGAAACGGGGAGGGGUUUCUACCCACCCUGUCAUAGCUAAAGACUAUAGCCUAUAUUUCUCCAACAAAGUUCUACUUUUUCUGCUCACCUUUUUUAUUGGCUUAAAAUCAACAUUUUAUCCAUAUCUUGUGGCACGUUGCUGAGAGAGUAUGAGCUGGGUUACAGUUGUCCCUUCCCUCUCCUGGUUCUAUGCUUACCACAACCACAUUCUAUGGUCCUUAUCUUCUAGGCUUCUAGAUGCCUCAGUUGCACGGUGAAAUAGCUGACCACCCCACCCCCCACUGUACUGUCUAUAAAAACAAAAUCCACUAAAAUCCUUAUUAUUCACAUACACUUGCACAUUUAAAAGUAUGUAUCCCCCCCCCCCAUAGUCUCUGGCUAUUCAUGAAGAACCUUUACUCAUUUUUCAUUACAGUUCUUUUGGCACAUUGCAA
Messenger RNA from Electrophorus electricus (electric eel), 1612 nucleotides. RefSeq names its product RAB5A, member RAS oncogene family, a (gene rab5aa). Gene Ontology annotation, molecular function: GTPase activity; GTP binding. The record is from RefSeq and is a predicted model, not a curated record. NCBI's taxonomy places the organism in Eukaryota, Metazoa, Chordata, Actinopteri, Gymnotiformes, Gymnotidae.